Messenger RNA from Syzygium oleosum, 1917 nucleotides. Its product is annotated as cystathionine gamma-synthase 1, chloroplastic. The transcript has 11 exons. Lineage: Eukaryota; Viridiplantae; Streptophyta; Magnoliopsida; Myrtales; Myrtaceae. Gene Ontology annotation, cellular component: chloroplast. Gene Ontology annotation, biological process: transsulfuration. Bases 104 to 1750 code for a protein of 548 amino acids. The record is from RefSeq and is a predicted model, not a curated record. Gene Ontology annotation, molecular function: cystathionine gamma-synthase activity; pyridoxal phosphate binding.
UCUCGGCGCCACGCAUUUUUUUUUCACUUCUCUUUUGCGAGGAAGACAGAGAGCCGGAGCCGCCACCUGACCUGCCUCGCGCCGCCGCAUCGCCGCCGCCUCCAUGGCCGUCUCGGGCUCUCUGCACCUCCAGAUCGCCUCCGCCGCCUUCGAGUGCCGCUCCGAUCCGGACUUCCGGAGCCCGCCCAGGCCGGAGAGCGCCGGCCACGGCCGGUUCAGCUGCCGGCCCGACUCGGCGAGGCGGGCGGCGCUGUCGUCCGGCGGCCUGUCGUCUCUGAUCUUCCGCUUCCCCCCGAACUUCGUGCGCCAGCUAAGCACCAAGGCCCGGAGGAACUGCAGCAACAUCGGUGUCGCCCAGGUGGUGGCCGCGUCGUGGUCGAACAACAACGGCCCCGCCCCCUCUGCCUCCGCCGCUCCGGGCGGAGGCGCUCCAUCCCCCGCGGCGGCCAUAGCCGGCGCUGCGGCCGCGCCGGUUGUUCCGGCGCUGGACUUCGUGGCCGGCGGGGAGGCGCUGGCGGUGGACGGGGACGUGCUGUCCGAGGAUUUGGGCACGCACGGGGAGUCUUCGUUUUUGAGCUCCGAUGGGAGUCUCGCGGUUCACGCAGGUGAGAGAUUAGGACGCGGCAUUGUCACCGAUGCAAUUACCACACCUGUGGUCAACACUUCUGCUUAUUUCUUUAAGAAAACUGCUGAGCUAAUUGAUUUCAAGGAAAAACGCCGUGCAAGUUUUGAGUAUGGGCGAUAUGGGAAUCCAACCACAGUUGUGGCAGAAGAGAAAAUCAGUGCUCUUGAGGGGGCUGAAUCAACGCUGAUUAUGGCCUCUGGGAUGUGUGCAAGCACAGUUUUGUUAAUGGCAUUGGUUCCAGCUGGAGGACACAUUGUGACCACCACAGACUGCUACAGGAAGACCAGGAUAUUCAUCGAAACUAUUCUUCCCAGAAUGGGAAUCACGGCUACGGUUAUUGACCCAGCAGAUAUAGAUGGCCUGAAGUCUGCACUUGAGAAGAAUAAAGUUUCUCUUUUCUUCACAGAGUCACCCACCAAUCCUUUAUUCAGAUGUGUAGAUAUCAAGUUGGUCUCUGACCUUUGCCACAGUAAAGGAGCUUUGGUCUGCAUUGAUGGCACUUUUGCGACACCUUUGAACCAGAAAGUUCUGGCCCUUGGAGCAGAUUUGGUUUUGCACUCGGCUACCAAAUUCAUUGGAGGGCACAAUGAUGUCCUUGCUGGUUGCAUUAGUGGCUCGCUGAAAUUGAUUACGGAAAUUCGUAAUUUGCAUCAUGUUCUUGGCGGUGCUCUCAACCCUAAUGCUGCUUACCUGAUUAUCCGUGGCAUGAAGACUCUACAUCUUCGUGUACAGCAACAAAACUCAACGGCGCAGAGGAUGGCCGAGAUUUUAGAGGCACAUCCUAAGGUGAAGCGUGUCUACUAUCCAGGCUUGCCCAGUCAUCCUGAACAUCACAUAGCCAAGAAACAAAUGACAGGCUUUGGUGGUGUUGUUAGCUUUGAGAUUGAUGGAGACUUAAUGACCACCAUUAAGUUUGUGGAUGCUCUAAAAAUCCCUUAUAUUGCCCCGUCAUUUGGUGGCUGUGAGAGCAUUGUGGACCAACCGGCCAUUAUGUCUUACUGGGACCUGAGCCAAGCGGAGAGGGUCAAGAUCGGGAUUAGCGAUAACUUGGUGAGGUUCAGUUUCGGGGUCGAAGACUUCGAAGAUUUGAAGGCUGACGUUCUUCAGGCACUGGAGGCCAUAUAGUGGGCAUGCACCCACCUGCAACUGCGCUCUUAUUUUUGUGUCUUUGUUUCUGUUUGGUGUUUCAAUUGGCUUUCGAUAACCAAAUCUGUCUUUCGGCUAAUAUUCUCUUUUGAUGAAACUUGGCAUAACUAUAGCCAUUCUUUAGAUGUGACCGUUUGUUUUCAGCG